Messenger RNA from Pan troglodytes (chimpanzee), 8291 nucleotides. It is a transcript of the gene DOT1L, whose product is annotated as DOT1 like histone lysine methyltransferase. The record is from RefSeq and is a predicted model, not a curated record. Gene Ontology annotation, cellular component: nucleus. Gene Ontology annotation, biological process: DNA damage checkpoint signaling; heterochromatin formation; regulation of transcription regulatory region DNA binding. Bases 250 to 5466 code for a protein of 1738 amino acids. Gene Ontology annotation, molecular function: histone H3K79 methyltransferase activity. The transcript has 29 exons. NCBI's taxonomy places the organism in Eukaryota, Metazoa, Chordata, Mammalia, Primates, Hominidae.
AUUGUGCUCGCUUCACGCCGGCCCAAGAUGGCGGAGGCGCUGGAGGCUCCGGGCCUGUGACUACAAAGAGGGAGUCGGGGGCCGGGCCGGACCGGAGCGCGGCGGCGGCGGCGGCGGCCGAGGCCGAGGCCAGGCCCCCUCCCCUCAGCCUCCCGCCCCUCCCUCCCGCCCGCCCUCCUCCGCCCACCGGCGGCCCCGCCCCUCCCCCAACCGCCCGCCUAGCAUGGUGCGGCGGCCGCGCGCGCGGACAUGGGGGAGAAGCUGGAGCUGAGACUGAAGUCGCCCGUGGGGGCUGAGCCCGCCGUCUACCCGUGGCCGCUGCCGGUCUACGAUAAACAUCACGAUGCUGCUCAUGAAAUCAUCGAGACCAUCCGAUGGGUCUGUGAAGAAAUCCCGGAUCUCAAGCUCGCUAUGGAGAAUUACGUUUUAAUUGACUAUGACACCAAAAGCUUCGAGAGCAUGCAGAGGCUCUGCGACAAGUACAACCGUGCCAUUGACAGCAUCCACCAGCUGUGGAAGGGCACCACGCAGCCCAUGAAGCUGAACACGCGGCCGUCCACUGGACUCCUGCGCCAUAUCCUGCAGCAGGUCUACAACCACUCGGUGACCGACCCCGAGAAGCUCAACAACUACGAGCCCUUCUCCCCCGAGGUGUACGGGGAGACCUCCUUCGACCUGGUGGCCCAGAUGAUUGACGAGAUCAAGAUGACCGACGACGACCUGUUUGUGGACUUGGGGAGCGGUGUGGGUCAGGUCGUGCUCCAGGUUGCUGCUGCCACCAACUGCAAACAUCACUAUGGCGUCGAGAAAGCAGACAUCCCGGCCAAGUAUGCGGAGACCAUGGACCGCGAGUUCAGGAAGUGGAUGAAAUGGUAUGGAAAAAAGCAUGCAGAAUACACAUUGGAGAGAGGCGAUUUCCUCUCAGAAGAGUGGAGGGAGCGAAUCGCCAACACGAGUGUUAUAUUUGUGAAUAAUUUUGCCUUUGGUCCUGAGGUGGAUCACCAGCUGAAGGAGCGGUUUGCAAACAUGAAGGAAGGUGGCAGAAUCGUGUCCUCGAAACCCUUUGCACCUCUGAACUUCAGAAUAAACAGUAGAAACUUGAGUGACAUCGGCACCAUCAUGCGCGUGGUGGAGCUCUCGCCCCUGAAGGGCUCGGUGUCGUGGACGGGGAAGCCAGUCUCCUACUACCUGCACACUAUCGACCGCACCAUACUUGAAAACUAUUUUUCUAGUCUGAAAAACCCAAAACUCAGGGAGGAACAGGAGGCAGCCCGGCGCCGCCAGCAGCGCGAGAGCAAGAGUAACGCGGCCACGCCCACUAAGGGCCCAGAGGGCAAGGUGGCCGGCCCCACCGACGCCCCCAUGGACUCUGGUGCUGAGGAAGAGAAGGCGGGAGCAGCCACCGUGAAGAAGCCGUCUCCCUCCAAAGCCCGCAAGAAGAAGCUAAACAAGAAGGGGAGGAAGAUGGCUGGCCGCAAGCGCGGGCGCCCCAAGAAGAUGAACACUGCGAACCCCGAGCGGAAGCCCAAGAAGAACCAAACUGCACUGGAUGCCCUGCACGCUCAGACCGUGUCUCAGACGGCGGCCUCCUCACCCCAGGAUGCCUACAGAUCCCCUCACAGCCCGUUCUACCAGCUACCUCCGAGCGUGCAGCGGCACUCCCCCAACCCGCUGCUGGUGGCGCCCACCCCGCCCGCGCUGCAGAAGCUGCUAGAGUCCUUCAAGAUCCAGUACCUGCAGUUCCUGGCAUACACAAAGACCCCCCAGUACAAGGCCAGCCUGCAGGAGCUGCUGGGCCAGGAGAAGGAGAAGAACGCCCAGCUCCUGGGUGCGGCUCAGCAGCUCCUCAGCCACUGCCAGGCCCAGAAGGAGGAGAUCAGGAGGCUGUUCCAGCAAAAAUUGGAUGAGCUGGGUGUGAAGGCGCUGACCUACAAUGACCUGAUUCAAGCGCAGAAGGAGAUCUCCGCCCAUAACCAGCAGCUGCGGGAGCAGUCGGAGCAGCUGGAGCAGGACAACCGCGCGCUCCGCGGCCAGAGCUUGCAGCUGCUCAAGGCUCGCUGCGAGGAGCUGCAGCUGGACUGGGCCACGCUGUCGCUGGAGAAGCUGUUGAAGGAGAAGCAGGCCCUGAAGAGCCAGAUCUCGGAGAAGCAGAGGCACUGCCUGGAGCUGCAGAUCAGCAUUGUGGAGCUAGAGAAGAGCCAGCGGCAGCAGGAGCUCCUGCAGCUCAAGUCCUGUGUGCCGCCUGACGAUGCCCUGUCCCUGCACCUGCGUGGGAAGGGCGCCCUGGGCCGCGAGCUGGAGCCUGACGCCAGCCGGCUGCACCUGGAGCUGGACUGCACCAAGUUCUCGCUGCCUCACUUGAGCAGCAUGAGCCCGGAGCUCUCCAUGAACGGCCAGGCUGCUGGCUAUGAGCUCUGCGGUGCGCUGAGCCGGCCUCCGUCGAAGCAGAACACGCCCCAGUACCUGGCCUCACCCCUGGACCAGGAGGUGGUGCCCUGUACCCCUAGCCACGUUGGCCGGCCGCGCCUGGAGAAGCUGUCUGGCCUAGCCGCACCCGACUACACUAGGCUGUCCCCGGCCAAGAUUGUGCUGAGGCGGCACCUGAGCCAGGACCACACGGUGCCCGGCAGGCCGGCCGCCAGUGAGCUGCAUUCGAGAGCUGAGCACACCAAGGAGAACGGCCUUCCCUACCAGAGCCCCAGCGUGCCUGGCAGCAUGAAGCUGAGCCCUCAGGACCCGCGGCCCCUGUCCCCUGGGGCCUUGCAGCUUGCUGGAGAGAAGAGCAGUGAGAAGGGCCUGAGAGAGCGCGCCUAUGGCAGCAGCGGGGAGCUCAUCACCAGCCUGCCCAUCAGCAUCCCGCUCAGCACCGUGCAGCCCAACAAGCUCCCGGUCAGCAUUCCCCUGGCCAGCGUGGUGCUGCCCAGCCGCGCCGAGAGGGCGAGGAGCACCCCCAGUCCCGUGCUGCAGCCCCGUGACCCCUCGUCCACACUUGAAAAGCAGAUUGGUGCUAAUGCCCACGGUGCUGGGAGCAGAAGCCUUGCCCUGGCCCCCGCAGGCUUCUCCUACGCUGGCUCGGUGGCCAUCAGCGGGGCCUUGGCGGGCAGCCCGGCCUCUCUCACACCUGGAGCCGAGCCGGCCACCUUGGAUGAGUCCUCCAGCUCUGGGAGCCUUUUUGCCACCGUGGGGUCCCGCAGCUCCACGCCACAGCACCCCCUGCUGCUGGCACAGCCCCGGAACUCGCUUCCUGCCUCUCCCGCCCACCAGCUCUCCUCCAGUCCCCGGCUUGGUGGGGCCACCCAGGGCCCGCUGCCCGAGGCCACCAAGGGGGACCUGCCCUCCGAUUCCGGCUUCUCAGAUCCUGAGAGUGAAGCCAAGAGGAGGAUUGUGUUCACCAUCACCACUGGUGCGGGCAGUGCCAAGCAGUCGCCCUCCAGCAAGCACAGCCCCCUGACCACCAGCGCCCGUGGGGACUGUGUGCCGAGCCACGGGCAGGACAGCCGCAAGCGCGGCCGGCGGAAGCGAGCAUCUGCGGGGACGCCCAGCUUGAGCGCAGGCGUGUCCCCCAAGCGCCGAGCCCUGCCGUCCGUCGCUGGCCUUUUCACACAGCCUUCGGGGUCUCCCCUCAACCUCAACUCCAUGGUCAGUAACAUCAACCAGCCCCUGGAGAUUACAGCCAUCUCGUCCCCGGAGACCUCCCUGAAGAGCUCCCCUGUGCCCUACCAGGACCACGACCAGCCCCCCGUGCUCAAGAAGGAGCGGCCUCUGAGCCAGACCAAUGGGGCACACUACUCCCCACUCACCUCAGACGAGGAGCCAGGCUCUGAGGACGAGCCCAGCAGUGCUCGAAUUGAGAGAAAAAUUGCAACAAUCUCCUUAGAAAGCAAAUCUCCCCCGAAAACCUUGGAAAACGGUGGUGGCUUGGCGGGAAGGAAGCCCGCGCCCGCCGGCGAGCCAGUCAAUAGCAGCAAGUGGAAGUCCACCUUCUCGCCCAUCUCCGACAUCGGCCUGGCCAAGUCGGCGGACAGCCCGCUGCAGGCCAGCUCCGCCCUCAGCCAGAACUCCCUGUUCACGUUCCGGCCCGCCCUGGAGGAGCCCUCUGCCGAUGCCAAGCUGGCCGCUCACCCCAGGAAAGGCUUUCCCGGCUCCCUGUCGGGGGCUGAUGGACUCAGCCCGGGCACCAACCCUGCCAACGGCUGCACCUUCGGCGGGGGCCUGGCCGCGGACCUGAGUUUACACAGCUUCAGUGAUGGUGCUUCUCUUCCCCACAAGGGCCCCGAGGCGGCCGGCCUGAGCUCCCCGCUGAGCUUCCCCUCGCAGCGCGGCAAGGAGGGCUCGGACGCCAACCCUUUCCUGAGCAAGAGGCAGCUGGACGGCCUGGCUGGGCUGAAGGGCGAGGGCAGCCGCGGCAAGGAGGCAGGGGAGGGCGGCCUACCGCUGUGCGGGCCCACGGACAAGACCCCACUGCUGAGCGGCAAGGCCGCCAAGGCCCGGGACCGCGAGCUCGACCUCAAGAAUGGCCACAACCUCUUCAUCUCUGCGGCGGCCGUGCCUCCCGGAAGCCUCCUCAGCGGCCCCGGCCUGGCCCCGGCGGCGUCGUCCGCAGGCGGCGCGGCGUCCUCCGCCCAGACGCACCGGUCCUUCCUGGGCCCCUUCCCGCCGGGGCCGCAGUUCGCGCUCGGCCCCAUGUCCCUGCAGGCCAACCUCGGCUCCGUGGCCGGCUCCUCCGUGCUGCAGUCGCUGUUCAGCUCUGUGCCGGCCGCCGCAGGCCUGGUGCACGUGUCGUCCGCUGCCACCAGACUGACCAACUCGCACGCCAUGGGCAGCUUUUCCGGGGUGGCAGGCGGCACAGUUGGAGGUGUCUUUAACCACGCGGUGCCUUCCGCCUCUGCUCAUCCGUUUGGAGCCCGUGUCGGCCGCGGGGCUGCAUGUGGCAGCGCCACACUGGGCCCGAGCCCGCUGCAGGCGGCGGCCAGCGCCUCGGCCUCUUCCUUUCAGGCCCCGGCCUCGGUUGAGACCCGGCCGCCCCCGCCGCCUCCGCCUCCGCCUCCCCCGCUGCCCCCGCCUGCGCACCUGGGCCGGUCCCCCGCGGGGCCGCCCGUCCUCCACGCCCCCCCUCCACCUAACGCCGCCUUGCCUCCUCCCCCAACGCUGCUGGCCUCUAACCCUGAGCCCGCGCUUCUGCAGAGCCUCGCGUCCCUCCCGCCUAACCAAGCUUUCUUGCCCCCCACCUCUGCUGCCUCUCUGCCGCCUGCUAACGCCUCUUUGUCUAUCAAGCUCACCUCCCUCCCGCACAAGGGCGCCCGCCCCUCCUUCACGGUGCACCACCAGCCCCUGCCCCGGCUGGCCCUGGCCCAGGCCGCGCCCGGGAUCCCACAGGCCAGCGCCACGGGGCCGUCCGCGGUGUGGGUGUCCCUCGGCAUGCCGCCUCCCUAUGCCGCGCACCUUUCGGGGGUUAAGCCGCGAUAAAGACCUUGCUUAGCUAGCAGUGCGUAUUGUGUAAGGUAACUAGGAUUUCUACCUCAACCGCGAGACCUAUGCAAGGACGGUGUGGACCAACUCGCGCCCGCGGCAUGGUGCCCGCCGGCCUGCCGGGCUCCCAUCCCUGGACGGCAGAGGCGAGGACGGACGGGAGCUCCACUGUGAAUCGGCGGCACGCGCCGCAGGAGGCUGGGACUGGUCCAGUUUAUACUGUCGAUAGUUUUAGAUAAAGUAUUUAUCAUUUUUUAAAAAGUAUAAACAAUUCUGACUUAUUUUAUUCCAUCUAAGUGGUAAAAGACAACUUAUUGAGAAAUAUAAAUAUCUAUAUAUGAGAGCUCUAUAUAAAGACACGUGUCUGCAGGGCGGGCCCGCCAGCGGAUUCGCCACAGCCUGCCCCGGUGCUAUCUCGUCCCCAGGCCCGCGCCUGCCUCCACCCGCUUGGUGCUGACUAGACGCUGACAACGCCGAACCCCGUUCUCGGAAACGCCGCCCGGCCGGCUCCCCCGACGCGCUGCUCCCGUACCAAAGGCAGGCCCGUCGCCACCACAUUCCUCGGAGGCCUCCCCGCGGCCUGAGCCCCUUCCUGAGCCCCUGGCGCCUGCCCUGAGCUCUUCACCUUUACCCCGGCACUGUGAACCCCCAGACUGUUCACCCUCCGGGGCGUGGGUUGCGCCCUUGCAUGUGAAGGGGCCUGCGUGGUGACGCAGCUGGCCGUGUGCUGCGCGAUGGUGCUGUGAGGACGGCGCAGGCACGUGGAACAAGUGCAUUUACUUUUGUAUUUCUCGGCUGUCCAUGGCUCGCAGCAUGCCCUGCGAUGCGGGGCAGGCCUGUCGUGGGUCCCUUGGUGUUUCUGUACAGGAGAGAGUCACACUAAUGAGUGGCAGUAUUUUAUAGAGAUGUGAUGAGAAUUUAUAAAUUUCAUAGAUUUGACAGCUUUUAUUUUUAGAUGGUAUAAUGCACAGUGAAGAGGAAAGAAAAGCGAGGGGAAAAAACCUUAUUUAUUCAAACAGUGCACAAAAUGGCCCCAGCGUCAGCCCCCACCCUAGACCCCUCAGUUGCAGCUCCCAGCAGCCCAGACGGAGCUGCCGGGGCCCCUGCCUGCCCCACAUCCCUUCCUGUCAGGGCCACGCCUGGCACCCAUCCCUUGGAGCCUGUGCUGGUUCUCCCAGCUGCUGUGGGUGUGCUGGGGCCAGGGUGCACUGCUGAAGCCUGGCCUCUCUGGCCCUAGGCCCCAGGGUGACGUUAGCCCCCCACUCUGCAGCCUUGGCGGGUGCCUGGGACUGGGUGUGGAAGGAGAGGAGCUGAGGCCGGGGUGUAGCAGGCAGGCAGGGCCACUCCAGUGCUUCUGGAGCCCUGAGCAGUCAGGGCCUGGGUUGUCUGAGCAGUGGUGGCUCUGUGCCCUCCCUGGAGGAUGGGAUCUGGGAGUCUGAGCUCCCCACAUCUGGCCCUGGGCUGUGUGGCACUUGCUGAGCCCACCUUCUCAAGUGCUUGCUCCUGUGAGAUGGCAUCGGGGAGCCCCUUCCCCAAGGUGCCACAGAUCCACCCUCCAGGGAGCUGCCAGCCCUGUGUUCUGGUUCCCAAGGGCAGGAUGGACACACGUCACAUCCCUACCAUGUGGCCUCCAAAGGGAGCCACGGAGGAAAGGCUUCUGUGGUUGCUAGGUGGGGGAGUCCUGUGUGGGAGGGCCUGGAAGACCCCUGCUUGUGCCUGGUGAGGGGGGUGCUGCCUCCCCCAGCCCCCAACAACCUCUCAGACCCCCACCCUCCAACAUAGCUGAGUUCUGAAGAUGGUGCUCCGGACCUGUCCUCUUAAGUGGUGCCCAGUGCCCUCCCCACCCCGCAUUGGUGCUCUCAGCUAGAAGGUGCUGUGCCUCUGCCUGAGCCCCAAGCCCCGAGCCUGGCCUUCAGGACAGGCAGCCUGCUCUGUGUCGCCACGGGCCGGAUAUGCCACAGGGUUGAUGGCAGAGACGGCAGAGUCCCUGGUCUAGAACAAGACACAUUCUUUAAACACUGUAUUACUUCUGCCUCCCUCUAGGGGACAGUGGCAGUCCGGGUGCCAUCACGGGUCCUGCAGAUGGCCAUGCAGGGCUCCUGCCCACGCAGGCCACCGUAUGUUCAGGGCACGCACUGGGUCUCAGAGCCACUGGCCCAGGCAGAAGUCUCCUUGAGCCCACUGGGUCAUAUGCGUGUCACCACAUGUGAACUAGUGUGGUGGCUGCCUGCGGACACCCUCCUGUUCUGAGCCCUGGGCCUGUGUUCUCAGACACUCCCAGACUGAGGGGUGGUGUGUGGCGGGUGGCAGGGUGGCUGUGGAGACUGGUGAUCUGGAGCCUGGUGCUGGCACCUGGCCUGAGUUUCCGUGGGCAGCUGGCGGGGACCUGUGCUGCUGCUGCUGACUGUGGGUGGGCGGGCGGCGCCUGGGAGUGGCUCUUGCUCAGGAAUUGAUAGGAACCCUAACGACUAGGACACCCCCUCCUCGGCCCAUGAGGCACGCACAGUGACUUAUUUAAGACUUCCCCCUUAAUUUAUCUGCCCCCAGGAUGCGUCAGUCUGUUCAGUGGUCAGCAGGCCCCCCACCCCCCGCCGACUGCCCUCGCCAUUGCGGUCAGACCCCCUCCCAACACAACACGCUGCUGGUCUGUGUCAGCCUUUGUAACGUGGGAGGCUCUGCCGUGUCUUCCGGGUGAACUGUAUUUGGAUUGCGCGCAUUGUCACGGUCCGCCCCUGGGCUGCGGGCGCCCCUUCCUCUGGGCACCCCUGCAUUCUGCAUCCCCACUUCUAGACGCUGUAAUAAACAGACGGUUUUCACUCGGA